GUUAAAAAUGGUCGUGCAACAUUACGAAACACGGAAGCACUGUACAGGUCAGGUACUUAUAAGCUUGCCGUACACAGCAUCUCAAAACCGCCGAAAAAUGCGAAAAAAAUUCACAAUGAAUUUGUUGUUUUUAUUGCGGUCUCCGGUUAUGACUUCUAACCACAUCCUGAAUUGUACAUAG
Molecule: messenger RNA, 181 nt
Organism: Gongylonema pulchrum
Lineage: Eukaryota; Metazoa; Nematoda; Chromadorea; Rhabditida; Gongylonematidae
Source: the annotation of a GenBank genome assembly